Messenger RNA from Zasmidium cellare ATCC 36951, 1677 nucleotides. RefSeq lists its product as uncharacterized. The transcript has 3 exons. NCBI's taxonomy places the organism in Eukaryota, Fungi, Ascomycota, Dothideomycetes, Mycosphaerellales, Mycosphaerellaceae. The record is from RefSeq and is a predicted model, not a curated record. Bases 1 to 1677 code for a protein of 558 amino acids.
AUGAAUACAUGGCAACCGGGCGUCUUUCGCCGCUUUCCUUGGGCCGGUCUGGGAUGUCUCUUGGGGGUCUUCUGCAGCAUUGUGGUGGACAUUGUGAUCCUGGCGGUGUCGAAUGGGAAGCCGAUUGCGAGUUGGAGGUAUCCACCUAGUUUGUAUCUUUCCGUGGCGUAUACGAUUGGGAAUAUACUGCUUGCCGCUGCGUUCAGCCAGGGACUCACGGUCUUCUGGUGGCGCAAGGCCUUAAGAGAAGGCACUCAGCUUGGCGACCUUCAUCGAUACUGGGAGCAUGGCACGAGUCCAGUAUCCGCUGCGUUCGCUGGAAGGAACUUCAACUUCAUCUCGUUCGCGGCCUUGUUUCUGGCGCUCACGCCCGUGAAUGGGCCCCUCCUGCAGCGCGCUUCCUCAACGACGACAGAUACUCGAUACUUUCUCUCCCAGGAUGUUAAUCUGAGCGUGCCAGCCGCGCGAUCUCUGCAGGAUCCGACUGGCCAUACUUCUGGAAGAGCGUAUACUGUGACCAUGCUGGAGACGAAUUAUAGCUCGAUUGUGCAGGACUGGAACACUGGCAAAGCCAUCAACAUCACCGCCAGUGGCUGUUCAGGGGAUGGACUUUGCUCUGGAAGUCUGACCGCAGCAGGAUUGGCCGUCAGCUGUAACACAAGCACUGCGUCGUUUGACUUAUCUGGAACAUCAAGCGACGGCUCGAUUAACAGCGACUCAUUCGACGGCCUUGACAUUUUCAGUGUCGGCUUCACAUGGACCGCCUACACUCCCUCCAACAUAACCGUGAACCUGCAAUACAAGCCAAGAAAAGAUUGCACAGAAGGCCGAUUGGAAGUGGCAAAUUGUACAAUCGGUGCAGCAACCGUCCAAUACCCCGUGGUCAUCGACGGCAAUAAAUCCACCAUCGCUCUCAAACCCCAAUCAACGAUGGAUGACGACAAAGUAGUCUCCCUCGUCGACUACCCUAGCGAGAACGUGUACGGCCUGCCCUCACCAAUAGGCGGCUACGCCUACGCCCUCUCCUCGCGACUCGACUCAUCAACGCACCUCCGCUUCGCCGGCGCCGCAGGCUACGACAUCUCCACAGAGGGAUCCAUCGCCGCUCAGUUCGCCAACAUGGACGACGUAACCAGCUACACCUCGGAUAUGUGCUCGAUCAAAUUCUCCAACCCAACGGACUACCUCAUGCAACAAGCCCGCGAGCUCAUGUUUCGCACCGCGCUGGCUCAGGGCAAUGCUUCUACAAUUCAAACAAUUGAGGAUCCCUCUGAAGUACGAACCGUCACUGUCUACAGCUCUCAUUACGAGUACCUAGGCGUCUCCAUCGGGAUCACGUUCCUCGCCAUUCUCCUCGUCUUGAUCACAUUCAACGGCUUCUGGCUGCUAGGCAGAAGCGUGACCAUGAGUCCUAUCGAGACCGCAAAAGCAUUCAACGCACCACUACUGGCGCAAGAACACCCUAACGCAGAGGUCAACGAGUUGGUCAAGGGUGCCGGGAUGAAACCUGUGCGGUAUGGUCAGGUUGUCGAUAUGAGCCAGAGUGGCGGGCAGACGGAGUUUGACAAAGGGGCGGAUUUUGGGCAUGGACAGAUGGAUACGGUGGAGUUGCGGCAGUUGCAGCUGGCGUUGGCGGAUCCGGCGAGUGUGCAGCCGCUUGGGAAGAGGAGGAAGUAG